CCCCUUACAUGAUGGGGGGUGCGUGGGUGGGAUGGGGGGCCGUCCCCUCCCCUCCCCGGUAAAUACCCCGAUGCAGACGUACCUACUACCUCUGUUGUAGAGACACAAUCCAAUCAGUCAUCGAGGACUCCAGAGCGCAUGCGCACCGCCGCGCCAGCGCCACCACCUGGAGCCCCGCGUGACGUAAAUGAAAGAAAAUCUCCCGACACAAGUGGAUUAGUGGGAGUUGGGAGGGGACGGGCAUCAGGUCGGUCCCGCGCGCGCUUCUGCCUGUUUCCAGCCGCGUGGACGGUGAAGGUGAGAGCGGUCCGCCAGCUGUCAGAACUUCAGAAGAAGAGGAAGAAGAAGAGGAGGAGGAGGAGGAGGACAUGGACAGAAGGAAGCCCCAAAGAAAGUGAAGCUUCCAGCCAGGAGCCGCGCAGAGCAGCGGGAUGGGGAUGGACCUCAGCGCCCUGCGGAGCCUCAUCAGCCGCAUCAACCGAUACUGUGCUGGUGAGGAGAACUAUGUGGACAGCAGGACGGUCUACAUCGGACACAAGGAGCCUCCCCCCGGAGCCGAUGCCUUCAUUCAGCAAAGAUUUCCCGACAACAGAAUAGUUUCCUGCAAGUACACGUUUUGGAACUUCAUCCCCAAGAACAUGUUCGAGCAGUUCCGGCGAGUCGCCAACUUUUACUUCCUCAUCAUUUUCCUGGUUCAGUUAAUUAUCGACACACCCACAAGUCCAGUCACGAGCGGCCUGCCUCUGUUCUUUGUCAUCAUAGUCACAGCAAUCAAACAGGGGUACGAGGACUGGCUGAGGCACAAAGCAGACAAAGCUGUCAAUCAGUGUCUGGUCACCGUGGUCCAGCGCGGGAAGAAGAUCAGCAAAGAGAGCUGCAGACUCACGGUUGGCGAUGUGGUCUAUGUGAAAGAAGAUGAGACUUUUCCCUGCGACCUCAUCCUCCUCUCUUCAUCGAGAGAUGAUGGGACGUGCUUCGUUACCACAGCCAGCUUGGAUGGAGAGAGCAGCCACAAGACCUAUUACGCUGUCCAGGACACCAAAGCCUUCACCACCGAGGAGGAGGUCGACUCCAUCCACGCCACCAUCGAAUGUGAACAACCACAGCCAGACCUGUACAAAUUUGUCGGCCGCAUCAACAUCUAUAUGGACAACGAGUCAGUUGCUAGGCCGCUGGGGUCGGAGAACGUUCUGCUCCGAGGAGCCACACUCAAAAAUACCAAGUACAUCUAUGCCGUUGCCAUCUACACGGGAAUGGAAACCAAGAUGGCUCUCAACUACCAGUCCAAGUCUCAAAAACGAUCCGCCGUGGAAAAGUCAAUGAACUCCUACCUGGUGGUUUACCUGUGCAUCCUCAUCAGCAAAGCUCUCAUCAACACGGUGCUGAAGUACAUCUGGCAGGCUGACCCCAACAGAGACGAGCCCUGGUAUAACGAGAGGACGGAGACGGAGAGGCAAAGACACAUUGUGAUCAGGGCCUUCACGGACUUCCUGGCCUUCAUGGUUCUGUUCAACUACAUCAUUCCCGUCUCCAUGUACGUCACGGUGGAGAUGCAGAAGUUCCUGGGCUCCUACUUUAUCAUGUGGGACGACGACAUGCACGAGAAGGAGCUGGACGAGAAGGCCGUGGUCAACACGUCUGACCUGAACGAGGAGCUGGGACAGGUGGAGUACGUCUUCACCGACAAGACGGGGACUCUGACGGAGAACAACAUGGAGUUCAUAGAGUGCUGCGUGGACGGACAAAUCUACGACGCUGACGCCAUCUGUAACGGACAGGUGAUGUCUGGGGCAGCAGACAUAGACAUGAUCGACAUGUCUCCUGGACCGGGGGGCAGGGAGCGGAAGGAGCUGUUCUUCCGGGCCUUGUGCUUGUGCCACACGGUGCAGGUGAAGGAGGAGGAGACGGUGGACGGGAUCAAACAUGGCAUCCACCAGGGCAAGUCCUCCUCCUUCUACAUCUCCUCGUCACCGGAUGAAGUCGCUCUAGUGGAGGGCAUGAAGAAGCUCGGUUAUACCUAUCUGAGGCUCAAGGACGGUCACAUGGAGAUCUUGAACAAGGAGGAUGAGACUGAGAGGUUCGAACUGCUGGAGGUUUUGUCGUUCGACUCGGUCCGGAGGAGGAUGAGCGUCAUCGUCAGAGCCUGCUCCGCAACAGGACCAGGUGACAUCUACCUGUUCUGCAAGGGCGCCGACUCCUCCAUCCUACCCAGAGUCAUCUCAGGAAAGGUGGAUGAGGUGAAAGCUCGAGUGGAACACAACGCAGUGGAUGGACUGAGGACUCUGUGUGUGGCCUAUCGACCUCUGACCUCUGAGCAGUACCAGCAGGUCUGCAAGCUGCUAAACGACGCAAAGCUGGCGCUGCAGGACAGAGACAAGCGUCUGGCCGAGGCGUACGAGCUCGUGGAGAAGGACCUCAUCCUGCUGGGGGCCACUGCGGUGGAGGACAGACUGCAGGACAAAGCGGCAGACACCAUCGAGUCUCUCCACAAAGCAGGAAUGAAGGUGUGGGUUCUGACCGGAGACAAGAUGGAGACGGCGGCCGCCACCUGCUACGCCAGCAAGCUGUUUCGCCGCAGCACCCACAUCCUGGAGCUGACCACCAAACGGGUGGAGGAGCAGAACCUCCACGAUGUCCUGUUCGAACUGAGCAGGAUGGUCCUCCGGCCCCCUGGGAGCAUGGCGCGGGACAACUGCUCCAGCUUGUCGAGUGACUGCACCGACUACGGGCUGAUCAUCGAUGGAGCCACCCUCUCUGCAGUCAUGAGGCCCCCCCAGGAGGACUCCAACUCGGGGAGUUACAAAGAGAUCUUCCUGGAAAUCUGUCGUAACUGCAGCGCCGUGCUCUGCUGUCGAAUGGCGCCGCUUCAGAAAGCUCAGAUAGUGAAAAUGAUUAAAACGUCCAAAGAGCAUCCCAUCACGCUGGCCAUCGGAGACGGCGCCAACGAUGUCAGCAUGAUCCUGGAGGCCCACGUGGGCAUCGGCAUCAUGGGUAAGGAGGGGCGUCAGGCCGUGAGGAACAGCGACUACGCCAUCCCCAAGUUUAAACACCUGAAGAAGAUGCUGCUCGUCCACGGACAUUAUUACUACAUCCGCAUCUCGGAGCUGGUUCAGUACUUCUUCUACAAGAAUGUUUGCUUCAUCUUCCCACAGUUCCUCUACCAGUUCUUCUGCGGCUUCUCCCAGGAGCCGCUGUUCGACACCGCCUACCUGACGCUGUACAACAUCAGCUUCACGUCGCUGCCCAUCCUGGUGUACAGCCUGAUGGAGCAGCACAUCAACAUGGACAUCCUGAAGAAGGACCCCUCCCUCUAUAAAGAUGUUGCCAAGAACUCGUUGCUGAGAUGGCCCACCUUCAUAUACUGGACCGUUCUGGGGGUCUACGACGCCAUCGUCAUGUUUUUCGGCGUCUACUUCCUGUUCGAUAACACCACCUUCACCAGCAACGGACAGCGAAUGACAACCAACACACAGAUGAUGUUUGGGAACUGGACGUUUGGGACGCUGGUCUUCACCGUGCUGGUCUUCACCGUCACCUUCAAGCUGGUCCUGGACACGCAUUACUGGACGUGGAUCAACCACUUCGUCAUCUGGGGGUCGCUGGUGUUCUUCGUGCUCUUCUCUCUGCUGUGGGGUGGAAUCAUCUGGCCUUUCCUCAACUACCAGAGGAUGUAUUACGUCUUCAUGCAGAUGCUGUCCAGCGGCCCGGCCUGGCUCAGCAUCAUCCUCCUCAUCACUGCCAGCCUACUCCCCGACGUGGUGAAGAAGGUCAUCUGGAGGGCCCUGUGGCCCACCAUCACCGAGCGCAUACAGGACGCUGACAAACUCUACAAGGGCCAGCUGUCUGAGUUCACCCCCCUGGCGUCCCUCCAGGCCCCGCCCAAGGCUGCCGGCCGCCGGCGAGGCUCGGAGAACCAAAGGAACCCGCGAAGGUCUGCAGCUUUUAGCAAGAAACUCAUGUUCACCCGCUGGCAAAGAACGCCAGACUACUGCACCUUCACGCCGCUGCUCCGCCUGGUGGACGGCCAAUCGCAUAGCGCUUAUGGUGGGGCGGAACCUGAAACCUGCGUCUGACCUUUUUUUUAAAAAAAAAAACUCAACCAUUUGGAGCUAAUUGAAGCACAAAGCAUUGUGGGAAGCAUCCAGGUCUUCUUAAGGGCUCUGUGUGUGGAUGUCAAACCCUCGCCUUCACCUGUCGCGUCCUGCUCUCUGACCUGUCCUCUCCUGACUCCGCCUCUCCGCAGGACUAACUGGUGUUGCCUCUGCGCAAACCUGUUAUCCAGAAACACUCCGUAGGACGGAGCACGCCGCAGCGCUGUAAGGAGGCCCGGCAGGAAAGCCGGAACGCUUUAGAACCCAAUCCUAAAUCCCGGUCCAGAAGGUUCCGGCUUUCCUCACGUCUGUUGUGCUUGACGGGAUAGAAACACGUUUCUUUAGCCUCUACUGUAGAGCGGGAGCGUCAAACUCCAGACCCGGAGAGUCUUUGAAGCAGCAACCUAAAACCAAAAUCCAAACCUGCUGAAGCCCUUUGGGGGUUGCUGGAGCCUAUCCCUGUCACGGCAGCUUUACAAUCUGCUCAAACAUGUGACUUUGUCGUUGUCUCAGACUUCUGUGCUGCUUCAAAGACACUCCUCCAACCAGAGUGGCUUAGUUUCCCAUUAUUGCACCCCUGGUAAAAGCAGGUGAGACCGGGAUGGAGUCUGACCCCCCGCUGUAGCUCCUGAGUUCUCAGGAGAAGAUUACGAUGCUGCCUUAAAGCUUCCCUUGUGUGUGGAGUAGAUGAAGCAAACGCUGAGACGCUCCUGCUGAGACGGGGAGCGUCACGCCGCCUCAGUUUGACUUCACUCCUUUCUGAGGGAGUCGAGCUGCUUCACGUUUAGGUAUAAAAACAUAUAGAACCUAAGUUUUGUUUGAUAAACCAACUCUAAAGCAUCCCCAACAUGGUAACAGCCUCAUUUUUGAUUUGAAAACUUAUUUUUAACAAAUUAGGAGGAAAUAAUCAUAAAAUUUGAUGGAAAAAUGCAGCUAAACCAAAACCUUUAAGCUCCUUUUUCCUUCUUUAAAGACCCACUCUGAUCAUCAGCACACUCCCUGAGCUCUUAAACAUCAAGAAGCUGAUUUAGCCUAAAUUAGAAAAACGGCAGUGUUCUCUAGGACAUAGUUUCUGCAGAGCAGCAAAAAUGUGUUCGAAAUUCACCUCUGAGAUGUGGGCGGGACCCCCAUUCCCAUCUGUUUACAC
Messenger RNA from Oryzias melastigma (Indian medaka), 5238 nucleotides. It is a transcript of the gene atp11a, whose product is annotated as ATPase phospholipid transporting 11A. Gene Ontology annotation, cellular component: recycling endosome; trans-Golgi network; plasma membrane. Gene Ontology annotation, biological process: phospholipid translocation. NCBI's taxonomy places the organism in Eukaryota, Metazoa, Chordata, Actinopteri, Beloniformes, Adrianichthyidae. The transcript is spliced from 31 exons. The coding region runs from base 432 to 4073 and encodes 1213 amino acids. The record is from RefSeq and is a predicted model, not a curated record. Gene Ontology annotation, molecular function: ATP hydrolysis activity; ATPase-coupled intramembrane lipid carrier activity; magnesium ion binding.